AUGAUCGAUACUGGUGCUACUCAUUCAUUUAUCACUCAAGGUGCCCUUAGCACAUUAUAUCAUUCAGCUAUACCCCCAUGUGAUCGUAUAGCUCAAUUAGGUGAUGGUCAAACCACGCUUAAAAUAGGGGGUGAAGUUCAACUAUUCUUGCAUUUUAAUAAAGUUUUUACGCCUUUAAAUGUUCUCGUCGUCAAAACAAUGAAUACAGAUUUUAUACUUGGCAGUGAUUGGUGUACAAAAAAUGCAGCAAGAAUCGAUUAUGAAAAAAAUCAAGUGUCUAUACGCUCUUCAUAUGGUCGUAUCUUCAUUCCAUAUCACAAAUGCAUUGAUUGUUUAACUUUAGAUGUCAAAUCAAUUAAUGUUAUUCAUAUACCNCAAUUUAUUCAUACGUAUUCAUCACCCUCAUCGAAACAAUUAGCGUCUAACCGCUUAAGAACUCGCCAACAACGACAUGAUGAAGCUGCUAUCGAAUAUUAUACCGAUGUUAUGAAAUUAUGCAAAUUAGUUGAUCCACCCAUGACUGAUGCAUACAAACUUGAUCACUUAUAUCAUGGACUCAAACCGUCCCUAAUGAAAGAAGGCUUCCGUAGAGCGCCAUCCACACCAGCAGAAUUUUUAGAACAAGCACGACAAGAAAAAAAUUUAGAUCGUUUAGUUAAUACGUCUUUUCAACAAAUCAAUGAUAGUGAUACACAAGCAACAAACUAUUCCAACAACUCAUUAUAUAGAUCUCCACAAAAAUUUGAAACUGUGCACUACCAAAACUCAUCACAUAUGCAUUCUAAAGGUUAUUCCGCAAACGUAUACUCACCUCGAACAACAAACAAUCGAUUUCAUGAUCCAUCAUCGUCACGUUAUCCACCUCAAACUCAACAAUCUUCGUUUAAUGCAUUACACUAUCAAUCACGCCCUUUACGAUGUUAUCUAUGUCAGAAACUGGGGCAUAUUGCUCGUGAUUGUAGAUCUGCAAAAAACUAUUAA
Messenger RNA from Rotaria sp. Silwood2, 981 nucleotides. The record is from the annotation of a GenBank genome assembly. NCBI's taxonomy places the organism in Eukaryota, Metazoa, Rotifera, Eurotatoria, Philodinida, Philodinidae.